GACGCACACACACUCUUUACGCACGUAUCCACACACACACACAUGCACACACACUGAGGGUGACUUGUAUAUGCAGAGAGAGAGAGAGAGAGAGAGAGAGAGAGAGAAGGUACAGAGAGGAGGAGAAGAAGAGAGUGGACGACAGAAACUAAGAGCAGCAGCAGCAGAGAGAAGAGGACGGUGACUCCUGAGCAUCUCUCCUGCGCACCUUUUCACUCCUGCACGCUCACGGAUCUUAAACUCUUCACUUCAUCCUCGUCCUCGUGCUCGCCUCACAGAGAUUUUUAAACUUUUGCAAAGACAUUUUUAACUUUUAUUUAAAGAAAAAGAAAAAAGAUUUGGAGUUGAGGAGAAACGCGAUUCCUGGAAGAGUUUUUUCUUCUUUCCAUCCCUCGAGAAGUUUUUAAAAAGUAAAGCCCGUCUGAGUUCCAGGGCUCGGCUUCACUUUUUCCACGUGUCCCACGGUUCCCCCAGCUCCUGACACAAACGUGUCACUCUGAUAUUUUCUUUUCUCUCAGCCUGAAAACUUUGACUGACUGACCCCCAAAGAGAGCAGAAUGAUGUUUCAAACAGCAGCAGCCCUCAGCGGUCUGAGUCCCAGAGGCUUAAAUCACUAAAACUCAUUUGUGUGUUUUUUCCACUUUGACGCGCAGAGGUGUGGAUCUGAAGACACGGGGAGCGCCGCUCACCUGUAGCAUCUCCUCACACUGAUUUUGCACUUUGAGACACUUUGACAGCAGGGAGCUCAGAGUCGAGGCGGUUCAUUCAUUCCGCUGCCUCUGUCACCUCCAGUGGAGUGCGUAAAAGGAGCGCUGCGCUUUUACGCAAAAAGAGUCAAACUUUUGGAUCACUCCAGCGUCUUUUUUUUUGUUCUCCAGAGGGACGCCGGGCUUCUCCAUCACCAUGCUCUUCGACAGCUUCGACCUGGUCUCGGCUCUGGCCACUCUGGCCGCCUGCCUGGUGUCCAUGGCUCUGCUGCUCGCCGUGUCCCAGCAGCUGUGGCAGCUCCGGUGGACGGCCACGCGGGAUAAAAACUGUAAGCUGCCCAUGCCCAAAGGAUCCAUGGGCUUCCCCUUCAUCGGCGAGACCUGCCACUGGCUCCUGCAGGUAAGCGCGCGCUCGGGGCGGGGAGAGGGGAGAGAAGUAGGUGGUGGAAGCGGGGGUGAUCCCGGAGCGGAGCCGGGACUCCAUCCAAGAAUGAUGAAAUCACUCUUAUCUGUGUGACUGCUGGUUUUAUUCUGGACUUUUAUUCUGGUUCUGAGUUCGUGCACGAGGUUUGCACUUUUUUUUUUACACACUUGACUUGGCGCGCGCUGCUUUUAUGGACUUUAAUUGACAAUUUGGAAGUUUCUAAUGAGUGAAAAUGAGAAUGGAAUCGAUAAAAGUUCAGAGAUCUGAUGCGCAAAUUUAGAAUUUUCUCACCGAUUUUAAACUUUUUGUCACUUUUGCUUAAAAAAAAGUUUUUGACAAGUAAAAAUAAAUCAAAUUUUCUUUCUUAUAUCAUAAAAAUUUGGAUUAUUUUGCAGAUUUGACUCGUCUGCAUGUCUGACUUUUCCUGAAACAACCUCGAAGUUUGAUAAAAGUUUCCCCCUCCUGCACGCGCGACUUUCUCUCUCACUUUUGAUUAGUUUAAAGCUCCGCUAUCUCUCUCUCUCUCUCUCUCUCUCUCUCUCUCUCUCUCUCUCUCUCUCUCUCUCUCUCUCUCUCUCAGAUCACUUUUCUCUUUAUUGUCUCAGACGGGGAGCGUGUCGAGGAGUCAGCCAGCCGCGGCGCGCAGAGGUCUGUCUGCAGUCAUGCCGAUCGUUUAUCGGCUCAUAUCUGAUAAUCGGCUGGAAAUGAGUGACCGCGGCUACCUGAGCGCCGAUCGAGCCUCAGAGAAAGUUCUUUUAGUUCCUCUUAAAUCGAUUCUAAUCCUCUGUCUGUGUGUCUGUGCGCGGUUUGGCCGAGUUUGGCGCGUCUGUGUGUUUAGAGAUGUGUUACAGUAGGAGACAGAGUGAAGGUAAAGGGUGAGGUGAGGGUAAAGUGCACACCUCGGACUCCCUCUUUCCCUUCUCUCCUCCUCCUCCUGCAUCCAAAAAUAGUUCCCAGCAUGCCGCAUGUUUGAGGAAUCGCUCAGAAUCCUCCUGUUGCUCCAGAACUUGACGCUCUGAUCAGCAUUUUCACCCCAAAAGUGGAGGUACGAGAUGAUGGCAUGUAGGUAGAGAAGGUUGGAUGGAGGAUGGGAGAAGAAGAAGAAGACGAGGGGGGAAACGAGCGGAGGCACGUUGGCCGUGUGCGGAGCUUGAACUCGCCGUGCUCCUCUCCCCUAACAUCUGACACCGAGCGAGACGCGUUCCCGGAAUGCAAGCGAGGACCACGGCCAAGUUUAUGGAGCGGGUAGAGGAGGGGGUCAUGUCAGUCAGAUUGGGGGGGGGAAUAAAAGGCUGAGUGUGUCUAUACUUAUGAGGACCAAAUGUCUCCAGAAUCUGGAGAAUCUGGACGUCUGUCUCGGCAGCUCCUCGCCGUUAUCUGGAUGAAGUUAAUCAGUUAAUGUAAUCCAUGAAAUGCCUCAUAAAUUAACUUAACCCGCAGAGAUAGGGAUGCAGAUCUGAUGGGACCCUCUGUUUCAUGUCUCGGCUACCAAGUCUGCCGCUUGAUUGGUCGCGGAGACGGCAUGUCAGACGUGCUCAGAGACGAGUCGUCUCCCCCCUGAAAAGAGACUUCUGAAGGACCGGAGCGCACACAUCGAGUGGAGGAGGUUUAGAGGCAGAUGUUUGGGGAGGUUUUGAUUAAAACCUCAGACCAGAGAAGAAGAAGAAGAAGAAGAGCGAGUUUGGAGAUAAGAAGGUCAUUGACACGUUUGUGUUAGCUGGUCUGCGCUAACGUUGUGUUUUUGAAGUUUAUCUCAAAUCAAGUAGAUGCUGACUCACUUUUGAACGCUCAUGUUUGUGGAAGCACAAGUUUAGACAAGAUUUCUUAGAGUUGAAGACUUUUCGAAUGUGUUUUAGCUCGGUUUUUGGUCUCCUCCACUCCUCUCUCAAGCAAACUUUCGAUAAACUCUAUUUUUAAUCAUCUCUACUACCCUCCAGUUUUGAUUGGCUCGUUUAAUUGCUGGAAAUAACAGAAAUGAAGACUGUGAGAGUCAUCGAUCUACGUUUGAGACGCUUUGAUACCAAACGCAGUGUCGAUUUUGUUAGCUAGUUGGGGCCAACGUUGUUUUUUUUAACGGUUAUCUCAAAUCGAGUAAAUGCUGACUCACUUCUGCACGGUCAUGUUUGUGGAAUCAGAUGUUAAGACAAGAUUUCUUAAAAAAAAGACUUUUACUGUCCUUUUAGCUCUGUUUUUGGUCUCCUCCACCUUUUUCCACCUUCUUGAAGCAAACUUAUAAUAAACUCUAUUUUUUAAAAUCCUUUUCUGCUUAUUUAAAUGCGAGAAAUCAAGACUGUGAGAGCCAUCGAUCUACAUUUGAGACACUUUUGCAUCAAAAACGGCGCCAAGCGUGUACGCGAGUCCGGGGUUUUGUUGUGAUUUUGAACGUUUAUCUCAAAUCGAGGAAAUGCUGACUCAUGUUUGAGGAAGCAGAUGUUUACGCCAGAUUUCUUAGAGUGAAGAGACUUUUUAGCUCUGUUUUUGGUCUCCUCCACUCAUCUCUAAGCAAGAUUUAUCACUUUUUUCCACCUGCUUGAAGCAAAAUUUUGAUAAACUCCAUUUUUAACCCUUUCCUGCUUCGUUUGGAUGCGAUAAAUAACAAAAAUCAACUCUGUGAGAGUCGUCGAUAAACAUUUGAGACACUUUUAUAUCAAACGCGUCACAGAGCGUGUUAGCUAGUCCGGGCUAAAGUUGUGUUUUUGAAGGUUUAUAUUGUAUCCAGUAAAUGCUGACUCACUUUUUGCAAGGUCUAGUUUGUGGAAGCAGAUAUUUACGCCGGAUUUCUUAGACUUGGAGACAUUGACCGUCCUUUCAGCUCUGUUUUUGGUCUCCUCCACUCCUCUCUCAGCCAAAUUGAUCACUUUUUUUCCCACCUGCUUGAAGCAAACCUUUGAUAAACUCUAUUUUAACCCUUUUCGGCUUUGUUUGGAUGCUGGAAAUAUCAGAAAUCAAUUCUGUGAGUCGUCGACAUACAUUUGAGCCACUUUGACAAACUUUUUCUCCGUUUUAGUGACUCUCCUGCCGCCUGUUUUCCUCUUUUGUCCUGCUGCCCUCUUUCCUCUUCCCCCCUCCUCUAAAUUUACCCACACAAACCCUCAUUUUGCUUAACUUUGAGUAAAUAUACAGUGGGUAUUUAAGCCGACACACACGCACAGCAGCAGCAGCAGCAGCAGCAGAUUUCAGUGACAGGUCCGUUUUAGAGCGAUCUGCAGUUAGGAACAGUUUUACGGUCACUCUGCCAAAGACCUGUCUGCUCUCAUUAGGAGCCAGAGCUUUGUGAACGGACGGUGCCAAGCAGGAGCCUCACUGCUGCGCACACACACACACACACACACACACACAUAGAGACUCUACUAACACAGUCUCAGAUACAUUAAAAUAGUCGUGCAGGUGCAAACACACAUACAUUCAUCUACGUUUAACUAACUGCACAAACACACAAAUGAAUAAUUAUUUUCUGAACAAAAAGCAGCUUUUUGAAAAAUUCUCAGAGGAAAUGCUCGGAUAUUUUUGGAGAUAAAACCACUUCCUGUUUUGAGGUCGUCGUUUUUUCAUUCGGAUUAAAUUUGACGCUGGUCUGAACGGACGGUGGAGGCUUAGAAUGAAAGAAAACUCAGUUUAGUCUUUGAAUUUUUUUGAUAUUUUUUAAAAAAUAGUGUAAAUUUUUUUACUGGAAUUAAAAGUUUGACAGAAAAUGCUGACUCAGGGUUUUUCUGAUUUUAAAAACAGGAUCUUCUCGGUCGAGAGAUUUCUAAAAACUAAAGAUCAGACUCCAGAGAUUGUAGUUGUACCGAACUAGAUGGUUGCAGUUACUCUUUGUUGCCACUAGAGGCCUCUAAAGCGCUCCAGAGUCUGUCAGCUGUUUUUAACCGUUUAGAUCACGCACAGAUUUAGACCACGCUACCAUGAGAUGUCUGGGUAAUCACUCUUUGUCUCUUUUUUAAUUGCGUAAUGAUCCCACCUGGGAGGAGUUAUGAUGUGUUCCAGUUACCUGGGACGUCGGAAUGGGAUUGACGUUACACCCGAGUUAACAGCUUUACAGUUAACAAGUCGGAAAACCAAGACAGACAUCUACAGUUGCCCAUUGUCAGCUGUCGUUGUUAGUUGUUGUUGGCUAUGCCGGUUGUAAACGGUGCGUAAUUCAGUAAUUUCUCGUACAAACACCAAAGCAGCGUGUUCACAGUUAGACGUUGGGCAGAAGUGCUAAUAAAUAAAACAUUACGAGAGCUUUCACUGUUACUCUAUACUGUUGAUGCACUGCGCUACCAUCUCGAAUUAUGACGUUGUCGUCAAGUCGGGGUUGGCGAGGAUCGUCCGACUUUCCAAAUUAGAAAUUCGACUUCAGGGGGGCAUUCCAGAUGAACUUCUGACUCUGAGCUUGAAUAUCCCGACUUCUGAGUACAACUGGAACGCAGCGUUAAUCCCAAAAGAACCACACUCUUUCAAAAACGGUGGACUUCCUGUCUUUCAGGUCCUUCCAACUUCCUGUUGGUCCACUCAGCCAACACCCAAAUUCUUCGCCAUGAAGUCUUUGGAUUUCAGGACUCAGUCCUUAAAAAUGGCGUCAAUUAUUCGUUUUACGUCACGACUGGAAUUCUAGGGAGAGGCUCAGGACUUUAUCUAGAGUGACCAUACGUCCUCUUUUACCCGGACAUGUCCUCUUUUUUGGGGUUUGUCCACAUUUGUCCAAGGAAGUUUAUAAAAUCCUUUAAAUGUUCGCGGUUUUGUACGUAAGUUUUGAGUUUGUGUCACUUGGACUUACUGAGUUAGAAGCGUGUAGUCGUGUAGUUUCUUUGGGGAUUCGGAAUAUGGUCACCAUACUUUAACGCCCGACUUUCUCGCCCCUUUAGCGUUGAAGGUCAGACUCAGAGACUGAAGUGGUUUCUCUGCAGCAUCUAUACUCAAAACUCUACGUAAAAGUUGCUCUCUGCUCCCACAGGAAGUCUCCAAAGUUCCCAGUUUAAAAACUUUUUGAAUAUUUUUGAUUAUUUACAGAAUUUUUGUACCAAAGUUCUCAGAGUUCUUGGUACUAAAGCGAGUCCAAGGAUCCAAACCGGAGAACCACGUGAGCGCGGAUGCUCUUCCUAUCAGCGAUUCUGCAUGCGUCCUCUCCCAGUCUGGUCCUGAUAUCCCACAAAUAUGCAACACACAAACACACACACACACACGUAAAAUCACACACACACACAAAUACAAAUACACACACAUGUGGCGCAGACAGGCUGGACUGAAUCUGGGUCAGACCUGCGGAAAUGAACACAUGGCACCGAGACUCAGACUGUACUCUGUGUGAUUUAAGUCCGUAAAGAGACAGACUUUCACCAAAACAAAGAAGAAGAAGAAGAAACGCUGAUUGUGUCUUUAAUAAGGAGUCCGUGUUUGUUGUCGUCGUGCGUGUGUGUGUGUGUGUGUGUGUGCGGCUCCGACAGUAAACUCACUAAUGUGUCGUGCGUCUGUGCCAGCCUGUCGUCUUGUCUGUGUUUUACGGUGAUGAAGUGUAAAUGACGGCGGCGGGCGGAGUAAUAACAGUCCUGAAAACCUCAAACUCUCUCAUCUCGCUCGGCGAUGACAGCUCUCCUCUUCUCUCUCUCUCUCCUUCUUCUUCUUCCUCUCCUUCAACAACACCUGUCCUGCUCGCCUGCUCUCUCUCUUUCUUUCACACACACUUUUCCUCGAUACGACAACAAGCCGAGGUUGAGAUUCGUUUGUUCUUCCGUUGUGAAAGGACAGUCAGAAUCUACGAUGAGUUUCUAGAGGUGGACUUUUUAUCCAGGGUGACCGUACGUCCUCUUUUACUCGGACAUGUCCUCUUUUUGGGGGGGCUGUCUGGCCUUGUCCAGGGGGGUUUAUAAAGUCCUUUAAAUGUCCGAGGUUUUGUACGGAAGUUUUGAGUUUGUGUCACGUGGACGUACCAAGUUAGAAGCGAGUAAAAAACACUCGACCCGACCUGAAAAACCCUCAGAAUUUACCACCCAUGACUCUGCGACUUCGCCCUAUUGGUAUUGUCUUGUUUUGGGGGAUUCCGAGUAUGGUCACCCUACUUUAGCGGCACAAACUGCAUCUGAAUUUCAGCUCAAGAUUCAGGACGCUAACACAGUAUCAUCUGUUUCAUGAUAGGGUCAAAGUCGCGUUCUAUCCGUGCCACCAAUCUCGUGAUAAAACGAGAAUUUACCGUCUUUUUCUACGUGUGAUUUCUGUCGCGGUUUUCUAUAAUUGUCCGUACGAAAUCUCCAAAAACUUUGUACCUGGCGAGGAAACGUUUUGGAUUGCCAGAAUUCUUGACUUGCUUUUGUUGCAGGAGUGCUAACACACUGUGCUAAAAGUUAGCUAGCUAGCUAGAAGCCGUCAAAAUUUACUACGCAUGACUCUGCGACUUCGCCCCAUUCGUAGUGUCCUCUUUUUGGGGAUUCAGAAUAUGGUCUCCCUACUUUGGCACCACAUACUGCAUUUGAAUUUCAGCUCAAGAUUCAGGAUGCUAACAUGUUAGCAUCCAUUUCAGAAGAAGGUCAAAGUUGCGUUUCAUACGUGUGAUUUCUGUCGUGUUUUCCAUAAGUGUUUAUAUGAAAUUUCCAAAAACUCUGUAACUGGGAAGGAAACUUUUUUGUUUGCCAGAAUUCUUGAAUUACUCGCUAUUGUUGCAGGAGUGCUAACACACUGUGCCAAAGGUUAGCUAGCUAGCUGGAAACUGACUCUUUCCGGCUGCUUUAUUCCAACCAGAGUCGCCCUUUAUUACAAAGUAUCAUGAUGGCACUAAACGCUUAUUUUGCGUAAUAUUGAUAGUUCCUUUUUCAGUGAAUCUGAGAUGUCGAUGUUGGCGUUGUAGGAACCAGAUGCGGCUCAUGGUCCUGGCCUUGCUCUAACUUAGUUCCAUUCUUCAGGGUUGUUUGUCCUUAUGGGGUUGCCGUAACAGCAGGUGGAUAUUUAACAAGAAUUACCGUAUUUCUGGGCCAGAAUUCACCAUUUUUCAUCCUUUCCAGUGGCGCUGGUUCAUCCCCAGAUCUGCUAAGUCGCCUGAAGACCAAAAACCAAAUUCAGUCACUUAGAAUCUUAAUUUUUAGACACUCACUAUUAUCUCUUCUCCACCCUGAUCUUGUUGAAAGGAUACGGCCUCCAAUCAUCCUCAAGUCACUCAGAGAGAGCACUCUGAUUGGUCAAUCCUGCUCCGAUCACCUUCAAGCUUUCCUUCUCCGCGGCACAUGUGAGAUCUUCUGAACAGAGCUCGGAUUGUGAGGCCGUCAUCUAUAGAAGGUUCCAUUACUGCGGUCCAGCUCGCAUAGCUGCGGUUACACACACACACACACACAAACACACACACUGUACAUGGAAAUACUAACAGUAUAGACGCACAAAGUCACAUGACGCACACAUGUUUACAGACGGUGGGAGUGUCGGCGCUCUCAGGACCGAGUUUGAUCUUUUUAAAUCUGCUUUUCUUCACAGAUGAAACCAGGAAGUGGAAUUCUGACAUUUUUGUUGCUUGAAUCGUUUGUUUCUCCUCUCAAAUCUGUUUUAUGUCGUGACCUGUUUCCUCAUUCCUCGUCUCCUUCGACCUUCAGCGUCUCAAACACGACUUUGACUGAAACGAGAACCCCGUUCCGUGUAUUUAUUCCGAUAACAGCGUCACCCCGUUUUUCUUUUAUCUCUCUGCUCCUCUUUCUCCAUCCUCCCAUCCUCCCUGCCUUCCUCCUCCUCCUCCUCCUCCUCGUCUUCCUCCUGUUGUUCUGAUUAGCAGGAGGUGCUGGCAGCCCCUUCGUUCACCCCAAGAACACACCGCUCCUUCCUAACAACACUCUUGUCCUUGGCCGAGCACAGAGCACAAUGUUAGGCUGUUUUUGUCAAUGAGUGUGUGUGUGUGUGUGUGUGUGUGUGUGUGUGUGUGUGUGUGCGUGCACGCCUUUGAACCACUUAUGAACUUUGUCUUUAGGUGUGAAAGUGUGAGUUUGGAAUAACAAUGUCAAGAUCAGGCUGAGCGAUAAAACGAUAACGAUGUACGUCGAAAAUUAACUUCCUUUGAUAUCGAGAUCAAACACAGUCAAUAUGUUUUUCAAAAGUCGGCAUUCUGCGAUGUUUUGGUAGACUGAAUGAACAGCCAGUGAAAGUUGGAGUUUCUGCGGGUCUGUUUCGCCCUGAACCAAUCAUGUGCUGAAUUAGAACCAAGUAUCAAACAACUAUGUCGUAGCACACAGCAGCUACACCCAAUCAUCGCCCUGUAACCCCGAAAACAGCCAACCAUUCAGUUCGCUUUUUCUAGCGCAACGCCUUACGACAAAACAAGCUUAUUGUAUCGCAAAAGACAUGCGACCAAUAUCGUGAUAUGUAUCGAUAUCGACUGAUAUGAAAAAAUAUAUUGUGAUUAACUUUUUCCCAUAUCGCCGAGCUCUACAUCAAGAUUACGAAAACUCCUGAUGAUGUGUUCCUCUUUAGCCGUUCGCCGAACCUCCGAAAAACUUUUUCUUUAAAUUAUUUUAAAACUGUUUCUUACUAUUUUUAUUUUUUUUAAUCGCUCCGGCUAACACUUGGUCACUUUUUUCUUCGUAACGAUGUCUCACUUUGCUAUUGGCUGAGUUUUUUUUUUUUUUGUAAUUUCUUCAACAAAUAAUUUUGGAUGUUCUUGCAGAACCUUCCCCUGAUGAUGUCAACAAACCAGCUAGCCAUAACGAAAAGUUAGCUAUCUAGCAAUUUAAACGACGUUUGUUGAUUUGAUUCCCCAAUUUUCUCCUUUUAGCUUUUAUUUUAAUCUCGCUAACUUUUUCGUCAAAAGUGAUAGGAUCGGAAAACACAUCCUGGUGAGUAACUUAGAUGUCACUCAUGAUCGUACCGUAGCUUUAUUUACCGUUAUUGUCACAGUUCCUUACUCGCUAGUUUAUGGCUAACACCAUAACGCUGGACGUAAACGAGCAAAGACGGCUUCUCAUGGAUGUCCAAUCGGAGUAUGCCGACUUGUAACCAUCCUAUAAUGAAAGUUCGGAGGGUGACGCACAUGUCUCUAUGAGAGUAUCAGCUAAUUUUAACAAUUUAAAUAGUUUGUAACCGGGGCCUGAACAGGAUCCGUCCCGGUUUGGGUCCUUCUUUUGCGUUUUUAGCGUAAUCUAUAUAACGAGCGCUUUACCACGAAUAUUGUGGAGCUGCUGGGGGAACGUGUUUGAACCACUUACGAACUUUGUGUUUAGGUGUGAAAGCAUGAGUUCGGAAUAACAACGUCAAGGUUACGAAACGUAAUCGAUCGAUUUGAUUUCCCAAAUUUGUCGUUUUAGCGUGCGUUUUAAUCUAGCUAACUUUUUUCAUUGAAAGUGACCUAAUUGGAAAACACAUCCUGGUGAGUCUCAGUUUCACUGUAAACAGGAAGUAACUCAGAUCCCACAAACAGUCGUACCAUAGCUUUAUUUACUGGAAUUGUUGCAGUUUCCUCAGUCGCUAGUUUAUGGCUAACACCAUAAUGCUGGACGUAAACAAGCAAAGACGGCUUCUCAUGGAUGUCCAAUCGGAGUAUGCCGACUCGUAACCAUCCUAUAAUGAAAGUUCGGAGGGUGACGCACAUGCCUCUGCUAAUUUUAACAAUUUUAAUCGUUUGUCUGAACAGGAUCCAUUCUAGUUUGGGUCCUUCUUUUGCGUUUUUAGCUGAAUCUAUAUAUCGAGAGCUUUACCUCGAAUAUUGUGGAGCCGCCGGGGGAACGUGUGUGUGUGUGUGUGUGUGUGUGUGUGUGUGUGUGUGUGUGUGUGUGUGUGUGUGUGUGUGUGUCGGGUAUUAGCUGGGGUCCCGGGGUGAGUGCUUAGAGAGUUUUGAACAACCAUAAUCUCCCUUCCUAUAAUGUCCCCGGGUCAGGGGCCAACCCCUCUCUCUCUCCCGCUCUCUCCCUCCGUCUCUCUCUCUCCCUCUAUUCUCCUCGUUUUUUGGCUGAACCAUCCGAAGCUCAUUUCCCUUAAUCCGCCUUUUUAAAGCGAGCAGCCUUCCCCAUCUCCCCGCCUCCUUCUGCCACGCUCUCUGCUUGCUUUCUCUCGCGCCCUCUUUGGCGCUCGCUUCUUUCACACUUUCUCGCUCUCCCCCUUCUUUCUACCUCUCUUCCUCCUCGUCUUUUCUUCGCUCCCUCUUCCCCGCCCUUAUUUCCUUUCUCCCGUCUCACUUUCUUACUCCCUCUCUUUCGUCUUCCCUCUCCGUCUCUGUGAUGUGGUGGCGUGACCGCGAAGAGACGGGGUUCAUUGUCGAGUCGAGGACCUAUCUUACCAUUCAAACGCGCGCACGCACACACACACACACACACAAAUCCUCGCGCCGGUUCCUUGGUAUCUCUGGCAGCGGCUGAAUGAUUGACGUCUGAAAAGAAAGCAGGAAUUCCCUCACAGCCUUUGACCUCGUUUCCUCUCGCUCUUCUUCUUCUUUCUGCUGCUUUUUCGCUUUUCCUCUCUCACGUUUUUUUUUUUUCUACUUUUAUCCCCAAAAAACGAAACUUUCGAAGAAAAUUUUGGCUCAAAGUUGACGAUUCCGCUCUGCAAUUCCCCGUAAAUAACACGCCGGUGGAGUGGUGGAGCGGUGGAGCGGUGGCGGUAAAGUUGUCGCUUUCUUUGAACUUUUAAUUUUACUGAAACGAGCGAAAUCUCUUUUGCGAUAAGCCGCCGUCAAAGGAAUCGAGUCAGAGCUGCGAAUCUUGAUUUUUCUUGGAUUAUUCGUGUUUAUUUAAAAGAGUCGUAAAGGUUCAAACUCGCCCGUGCAAUAAAGCGACAAGCUAGCGAAUGGAUCACGAUUUUAAGCGUGCAACCUAAACGGAAAGUUGGUUUUCAGAUUUGUCUUUGUCGUUUCUAGAUGAAAUCGGAAAUCUAAGAAAGUAAAAACAGGCCAGAAGAAUCGGCCGAAUAAUUACCAGGAUAUUUCUGCAAACGUCGCCCUUGAACUUUAAUUUCUCGUCUGAAAAAGUCGAAAAGUUUCGUUGCCGACUUUAUCGUGUCUCGACCUUUCUCCUCCCGCCGUCAUCGAUCUCCUGUUUUCCAGGCCUCUCUGCUCCCCGAUAUUUCUCUGCACACCUUCACGCUGUCCCACCGCCUCCUCACAGGGUGUGUGUGUGUGUGUGUGUGUGUGUGUGUGUAGCGCUGAUCUGAGUAAACAUAAUUAGCUGUGUUUUUUUGUCUUGCCCUAAUAAAAGAGUCAUUUGUUGGACAUUUCCACUGAGCUACAAAGAGGACAUUUAUAAGCCCAGGGCCCAGGUUCGCCCCCAGGCCAACCCCAACAGAACAGACGGGGGUAUUUUUAGCACGGCCGGCGCUCUCUCGCUAGCUCUGCUCAGACACACUCUGUGUGUGUGUGUGUGUGUGUGUGUGUAAGAGGUGUGUGUGUUUUUGUGGUAAGAACCAGAGAUACACAGAUUUGAUCAGACCAGGUUGUGUGAUCUGUGGGGCUCCUCUUCUCUUCUCUGUAUCGAGGUUCUCGUCAAAAAUCUGAUAAAUCUGAAUAAACGGAGGAGGACGGUGUUGGUUACAGGAGCUAAAAACUUGAAGACGACUUUUUAUCAAGUAUAUUGACCCUGACACAACUUCUGUGCAGCGUCUGCUCGAAUUACCUGCACCAAUCUGAUUUGCACUUUUCUUUAAGUCUCGCGAAACUUCGGCUGUUGCAUAUCAAAAUAUGAUAAAAGUUAAGGAGGAAAUAAGAAGUCAAGACUCUAAAAUAGGCGGACACUUUGGCAAAAACAUACUUUUCUAAUUUUUGAUUACUAAAAAAAUCUUUAAAUCUCCCUGUUUAUAGCAUCUUAAGUGAUUUUAAUGUUUGUUUGGAGCAGGUCAUGUUUUAAAAUUUGAAUAAGUCAGUCACAAGAUUCACAAAUAUUAAGGUUCAGCCAAAAAUCUGAUUAAUCUGAAUAAACGGAGGAGGACGGCGCUGGUUACAGGAGCUGAAAACUUAAAGACGACUUUUUAUCAAGUAUAUUGACCCUGACACAACUUCUGUGCAGUUUUCUCACAUAAAAAGGAAACAUCUGCUCAAACUCAUCUGAUUGGACUUUUGCACUUUUCUUUUUAGUAUCGCGAAACUUCGGCUGUUGCAUAUCAAAAUAUGAUAAAAGUUAAGAAGAGCAUAAGAAGUCAAGACUCUAAAAGAGCCACUUGGAGAUAAACACAUUUUUAAAUCUCACUUUUAGUAGCAUCUAUAUUGAUUUUAACACGUUUGUUCAGAGCAAGUCGUGUUUUAAAAUCGUAAUAAAUCUAAAUAAAAGUGCAUAAAGACGUCUUUUUAUGACAAGCAAAAACAAACCAGACCAUCAGUCACAAGAUUCACAAAUAUUAAGGUUCAGUCAAAAAUCUGAAAAUCUGAAUAAAGUGACUCUGUGAAGGAAGACAGCACUGGUUACAGAAGCUAAAAACGUUGACUUUUUGUUGACCCUGACACAACUUCCUUUUACUUCUACGUUAAGAUUUGUGUGAUAUUUUAAUGCUAAAACAUGUGAAAAGAUAAAGUCUGCUCUAAUUAUCACCAAUCUGAUUGGACGUUUGCACCUUCCUUUAAGUCUCACGAAACUUCGGCUGUUGCAUAUCAAAAUAUGAUAAAAGUAAAGAAGAACAUAAGAAGUCGAGACUCUAAAAUAGGCGGAAACUUCAACAAAAUCCUGCCUUUCUAAAUUUUUGAUCAGUUAACGACCUAAAAGAGCCACUUAGUCCUGAAUAAAUCUUCAAAUCUCCCUGUUUAUAGCAUCUUUAGUGAUUUUAAUGUUUGUUUGGAGCAGGUCGUGUUUUAAAAUUUGAAUAAGUCGGUCACAAGAUUCACAAAUAUUAAGGUUCAGCCAAAAUUCUGAUGACUUUUUAAAGACUAUUUGACCCUGACAAAACUUCCUUUUACUUCUACAUAUACUAAUCUGAUUGGACGUUUGCACCUUUCUUUUAGUAUCGCGAAACUUCGGCAGUUGCAUAUCAAAAUAUGAUAAAAGUUCAGAAGAACAUAAGAAGUCAAGAGUCCAAAAUAGGCGGACACUUCAACAAAAUCCUGCUUUUCUAAUUUUUGAUCAGUUAAUGACCUAAAAGAGCCACUUGGAGAUAAAUAAAUCUUUUAAUCUCACUGUUAGUAGCAUCUUUAUUGAUUUUAAUGUGUUUGUUCGGAGCAGGUUAUGUUUUAAAAUCAGAUUUUCUACACAGAUCUGACUGGAUGUUUGCACGUUUCUUUAAGUGUUGCGAAACUUCGGCUGUUGGAUAUCAGAUUGAUCUGCAAAUGACCUAAAAGAGACACUUAGUUCCAAAUAAAUCUUUAAAAUCUCACGGUUAGUAUCAGCAGGUCGUGUUUUAAAAUCGCAAUAAAUCUAAAUAAAAGUUCGUAAAGAUGCAUUUUUAUGACGAACAAAAGCAAACCAGACCGUUAGUCACAAGAUUCACAAAUUUACCAUUUAUCAUUCGUCUCGUCUAGUUGGAGAAAAAGCCGAAUAAAAUAUUUACGAUAAAUAAAUCAGAGUGUGAGAAAAACACGAUUUUAGCAUUUAAAGGAGAAGAUAACGAACACGAAAAUAAAAGUUCCUCACAGGAGCUUUAAAUGACGUUUAAUCGUUGAUAGUUUGAUCGAUUCGUAACAAAGUAAACUGAGUGAAAAUUGAUCGUCUUAUUUUCAAUAAAUCGUCACUUUUCUCUCUGGUCUCUGGAUCUGAUACGACGUCUUUGUUUGAAAACUUCUCUGAAGGACACGCCGUGUUUCCCGCCGCCACAGCCCGCCCUCUCUGUUGCUAAGAAACACGUCCACAAGAAUAUAAAAAAAAAAACGAUCCGCCAUGACGGUGAGAAACCUCGCUCUGGUUUUCGGCUCCCAUCAGACUUUGUUGCCUGUGACCUCGGCGGUCAAAUCCGCCGUGAUGUUGUGGAGCAAUUUUGGUUUUUGGGGUUUUUCUUCUUCUUCGUUUACAGCCGAGGGAAAAAUGUUCAGCUUACGAUCAAUCAGCGUGAAACUGUGACGCCUGCGUCUCCGCGGCGACGUCUACAACUGUGACUCUGUGUGUGUGUGUGUGUGUGUGUGUGUGAUGUAGUGUGCGGUUCUGUACGUGUUCUCCUGCAUGAGUAGAGUGGCGUCAUUACAUCACAACUUUCCAUGCUCUCGCUCCGUGUGUGUGUCUGUGUGUGUGUGUGUGUGUGUGUAAGAGGGGGGUGUACACUUCUCACCUUUUCACGUUAAAUGUCAUCCAGACCACACCCCUGGCGCACACACACACACACUGAACACACACUCUAAACACACACACGGAUUAUUUUAAGGCGAUUUUUUUUUCCGUUUUCUUGCGGCGAAUAAGACGGAUGAAAUCCUGCCAAAUUGUGCGAGUGUGAAAAGAAAAUAUCGAGAAAUGGAAAGAGAGUAAAAGUACACACAUAAUACUCGCUGCGCACACACACGCAAACGCACACAAACACACACACACACCACAGAAAGUACACAAUCGCUCCAAUCUGAUGCUGUAUCUUGGAGUGUGAAAGGGAGCCUUGUCUGGCUGCCCGAGGAACUCCCUUCGACUUUGUGUGUCUGUGUGUGUGUGUGUGUGUGUGUGUAAGUGUGUGUGUGUGAGCAGGCCUGCCAGGCAGACAUACUAAACCACUCUACAUCCAUGUGGCAGCAAAAUGUAGCUUGGAAAACAACCCCACUCUUACACGCACACACACCCCGAGGGCUCCAGAGGCCAGCCGGCGACCUGGUGUGUGAGUGUGUGUGUGUUUAAGUGUGUGUGUGUUUAAGUGUGUGUGUGUGUGUGUGUUUAAGUGUGUGUGUGUUUAAGUGUGUGUGUGUGCGUGCCACAGUAAAAAGAGGAAGUGUACAGGAGCUGUGAAAACAGUUCAGGUCAACAGUUUGUACCCAGACGGGUCGACGGAGAGAGAAGAAAAGCUGCAGAUCCGUCUCUGACGAAUGAAAAUCGACGAUUUCUCGAGACGUUUUGAUGAAAAAAAUCAGAAAUAAAGUUUAAGAUUCAAGAAAAACUUUAUUUAUAACGUCUUAAAACCUCUAAAAUGACAAAAAAGUCUUCUUUAGAGUCAACAAAAAGACACGUAUUUGGAGAUAAAUCCAAACGUUAAUCUCCCGAACGCGCGGCGCGGAUAAAUUAACGUCAACACCUCGUGAAAAGGUCUUAACAUCUGCAGGGACUUAAAGCGCCCUGACGAACGGAGGCGGGGCCUGUUGGGCCGAAUGCUAAUUAGCGACAUUUUUCAUCUAUAAAAGCCGUCUGGCAAUCAGAGUUUUCAAAGCAACAACAUGAAACAGCCAACAGAGCGGCGGCGGCGGAGGCGGCGGCGGCGCAGAGGGCCGAGGCAUCUGUGCUCAAUUUGGGUCCGAGUUCACACAGAGAGAGAGAGAGAGAGAGAGAGGUUAGGAUGUGAGGUGAGGAGAGAGGAGAUGAGCCGGAGAGGAAGGAGGCGAGAGUCCAGGAGGAGGUUUUUCUUUUCUCCGAGUUAAUCAGGGAUAAAAAUAACGACGAAUCGAACGAGACGGACAGGACUGAGAGUGAGUCGGGUUAGAGGUGACGGGUCGGAAACGACGAGACGGAAGUGUCUUUGUGAGCAGAAGUAAGGUGAUCUCAGCUAAGAGGACGAAAAUUCGGUAAAUCACGACUUUAUUUGGGUCAUAUCGUGUCAGGAUUUAGAGAACAUUGAGGUCAUGAGUGAAAUCGCUUUUCUCUGCGUUAUCCAGAGUGUUAACGAAUUUACGUUCGACUGAAAAUGAGUCGUCGUGUUAAAAAACGUCGGAACAGAUGCGAUUAAAAUCUCUUCAUAAUGAUUCCGACAAAUUAUCCGACAGAUAAGUGUUUCGUGGAGCAGGUUUGAUCGCGUUUUAAGUUUCUUUAAAAAAUCGGAAUCACUAAAAGGAUAAAUCUGAUUGGACGUUUGCACUUUCCUUUAAGUAUCGCGAAACUUCGGCAGUUGGAUAUCAAAAUACGAUAAAAGUAAAGAAGAACAUAAGAAGUCAAGAUUUCCAGAUUUUGAUCUGCGAACGACGUAAAACUCUCACUGUUAAUCGCGUCUUUAGUGAUUUUAACACGUUUGUUCGGAGAAGGUCGUGUUUUAAAAUCGUGAUAAAUCUAAAUAAAAAUUUGUCAAAACUGAUUCUUUGAGUGUUUCGUGGAGCAGGUUUGAUCGCGUUUUAAGUUCCUUUAAAAAAAAUCGGAAUCACUAAAAGGAUAAAUCUGAUUGGAUGUUUGCACCUUCCUAUAAGUGUCGCGAAACUUCGGCAGUUGCAUAUCAAAAUACGAUAAAAGUUAAUGACGAAAUAAGAAGUCGAGACUCUAAAAUAGGCGGAGACUUCGACAAAAUCACGCUUUUCCAAAUUUUGAUCAGCGAACGACCUCAAACUCUCACUGUUAAUCGCAUCUUUAGUGAUUUUAACACGUUUGUUCGGAGCAGGUCGUGUUUUAAAAUCGUUUUAAAAGUUCGUCAAAUCUGAUUCUUUAAGUGUUUCGUGGAGCAGGUUUGAUCGCGUUUAAAUUUCUUUAAAAAAUCGUCAAAAAUCAGAAUCACUAAAAGGAUAAAUCUAAAUUUUUGACGCCACAGAGGCCUCGAGCCGACGCUCCAAACGCUUUGAAGAUAAGCCCCUUCAAAAUAAAAGCCCCAGAAAAAGAAAGACGGUCUUUUUUUAAAAGCAGCCGAAUCCGUUUCAGUGUUCGAGACAGCGCCUCAUGGUUCUGCUUCAAAGCGGCGUAUAUUUACAUGUGUUACUCGUGUGUGUGUGUGUGUGUGUGUGUGUGUGUGUGUGUGUGUGUGUGCGUGCCUCACACUCGUACAUAUCUCUUUCCCCUGGAGUAAACUGGGGUCAAACCAGUUAGUGUUGUCACGGCAAUUUGCAGUCCGGCCUCCGCGUGUUUGUUUGCUUUUCACGUUUUUUAAUGACUUGUAUGAAUUCGAGGUCCGUGUGCGCGAAUGUGUGUCUUUACUGUAUCUGUGUGUGUGUGUGUGUGUGUGUGUGAAUAGUGUGUCUGUGUGCGGGUGUGUAACACGGUAAGCCGCCCUCGGGCUGAUAUAUAUUCUUUUCACUCAAACAGCCCAUUUACAGUUCUGGGGUCGGCUCCCUCUCGCUCUGCCGUGACCCGGACCGUUUGGAGGUCAUCGUCAAAGCUGAACUCAGGUCAGCUCGCUAACUGACUCCAGCUCCGGUCCUCUGGGGGUUUUACUGACGGCCCCGCUGCUCAAACUGUGGAGCGGGGGCCCUGGAGUGGGCCGUUUGGCUUCUCCUGGUUACUGUAACCUCUGAAGACGAUUCGGCGCCUCCUGUUCGAGUUUCGCUCGUCUUUCAAUUCACCAUUUGGUUCUUCUUCUUCUUCUUCUGUUUAUGUUGACUUCAGACUAGACAUACCAAACACUCGACUUCCUAGAGAAGAAGUGAGUGUUUGGAAGAGAGCGGAAGAGCUUUCACGCCAGUCCUGUGGCGUCUCCUGAGCUGAAAAGUGACGGAAUUGCGUUGAUAAGGGGUCAAGCGUUUUGGUUUGGACCUGUCCUGGCAGAACCAGACCUGUUCACAGUCAGGUAGAGAAACCAGAAACAGUUCUUCCUCUAUUUGAAGGACGGUUGCUACUGGGUAGAUUUUUCACGACUAUCUACGAUCGUCUUCAUCGCCUUAUGGCGCGUCCGAGUAACCACGGUAGUCGGAAGUCCGAACUGAAAAUGACGUCACUCCCGAGUUCCCAGCGUUUCAGUUACCAAGUCGGAAAAAAGCAAAAUCGGAAGCGGAAACAAGAUGGCUACGUCUACGAAAGUUAUUAUAAAGCUUGCCUUGUCCGAACUUUCGUAGAUGUCGCCAUCUUGUUUCAGGCCUCGGCUUUUUUCCAACUUGGUAACCGACUUGGUAAUGGUUUGGACCUUUCCUGGCAGAACUAGACCUGUUCACUGUCAGGUAGAGAAACCAGAAUCAUUUCCUCCGCUACUUGAAGGUCAGGUGCUUCCGGGUCGAUUUUUCGUGACUAUCUGCGAUCGUCUUCAUCACCUUAUGGUGCGUCCAAGUUACCACGGUAGUCGGAAGUUCGAGCUGAAAAUGAUGUCACACCCGAGUUCCCAGCGUUUGAGUUACCAAGUCGGAAAAAAGCGAAAUCGAAGGUGGAAACAAGAUGGCUACAUCUACGAAAGUUAUUUUAACGCUUGCCUUGUCCGAACUUUCGUAGAUGUCGCCAUCUUCUUUCACGCCUCUGCUUUUUCCGACUGAAAUGCUGGGAACUCGGGUGUGACGUCAUUCCAAGCUCCAAGAACGCUGCAUUAGAUUUGCGUAGUCGGCGUUCAUUGCUUCGUUCCCAGAUCGCAUUAGGGACUAGAUGUUCGAUAGAUUAGUCCAGAACUAAGUUUGGUUCUUGUUGGACUGUUUUAAACGUAGACAAGAGGUCUCAAUCCGAUCUUAGGGUCCGUGGUAAAACCUGGUGCCAAGGCGUACCCGUUAGCGUGCUUCCAUUAAACGUGUUAGCCGAGGAACGUUUCCACGUCCAGGAUGAGAAAUCUCAUUUUCUGUUCUUCAGGCAGGAGCCUGGAAAUGUUUGGAGAACCUUUGCCCUCGGAUCCUCAUCCUCGGAUCCCGUCCUACAGGCAUCCUAAAUCAGCUUUCAUUGAGUUAACCCGGUUUGUACCGUCGAGCGAAACAUCUGCGGCCUCUGAGUCGGAGUUUGGUAUUCGAGACGGUGGAUACAGUAACUUUUAGCAUGUGGGUACUUAAGAGGAACGUUUCAGCUCCAAAACCACAGAGAGAAAAAUACUUUUAGAGGUGAAGAUGAAAGCGGGAGCGAGGGUCAGGUCCUAAAAGACUGUUUCGAAUCAGGAGCGGGGGGGAAAAGUCGGUCAGCGGAGUUCUGCAGAGCGCCGAGGUUUAUGUCUGAUUCUGCAAACGCCGUCAGCUCCGUUCAGAAGCUUUAAGAGGAAGAUUUAAGAUCCGAGUUGUUCAGCUUCUGUGAGGGUGAACUAGUUUAAAUCAAAACCAGAGGUACGUCAGAUUAAAGGUCGUUCAAGAUCAUCAUCUGAAUCCCCGUCUCUUCUGUCUCUAGGGUUCAGGUUUCCACGCAUCGCGGAGGCAGAAGUACGGCAACGUCUUCAAGACUCAUCUCCUGGGCCGCCCUCUGAUCCGGGUGACGGGCGCUGAAAACGUCCGCAAGGUGCUGAUGGGCGAGCACACGCUGGUGACGGUGGACUGGCCCCAGAGUACCGCCACGCUGCUGGGACCCAACUCGCUGGCCAACAGCAUCGGAGACAUCCACCGCAAGAGGAGGAAGGUGAGGACCCGCAACAGGGUACACGAACGUAAAGAAGGGGGCGGGGUUACGUUUGGGGACUGUUAACGGAAAGAAAGGGCGGGAAAAGAUUAAUUUUGAUAAUCUGUAACAGCUGGGAAAGAAUGAACUCAUUUCAGAUUCUUUCAGAUUUCAUAUUAACAAAAAUCUACUAAAUCUACUAAAAGAAAUCGCAAAAUCGUCCGACACCACUUCAAUAUUUCGUAAACGCAACUACAGCCACAUAGACGAGCUAAUAGCGUGUUGAGUUUGAGUGUGAUUGAUCGUGGAUAAUCUAUACUACGUUUUGGAUAAACUACUUUCAGAUUUUAAUGUUGAAAGAAAUCUACAAAAUUAGUCGCAGAAUCGUCCGACACCAUUUCAAUAUUUCGUAAACUCUACUACAGCCUCUAAAGCCCGAGCAUUAAUGAGCUUUUAGCAUUUCCAGUUUGAAUUAACUUAAUUAAUUUGUCGACAGUAAAAUUACGAUUCCAGGAGAAAAAAGUUCUGAAUUUGACAUCAUAGAUAUUUUGUUCUAAACUUCGUACAGAUCGACCUAAACCUGUGAUCUUGUCUUAUAAAAUUACUAUCCUCGUUAGCUAACGACUCAAGUUUGGUAAAUUUGCGAAUUUUCAUCAUAUAUCUACGACUUUUAUAACUUUCAUCGUCUUAUUUUGUCGUAUCUCAUAAUUUCACAGUUUUUGUUGAAUAUUUACGACUUCAAUCUUGAAAAUCUUCAACUUUCAUUUUAUAUUUGCAACUUAAAUCUCAGAAAUUGAUAAUUUUAUUAUAUAUUCAAUAUUUAAAAAUGAGAAAUUUAUAAUUUUUUCUUGUAUAUUCAGACUUCAACCCUUGAAACACCAACUUUUAUUGAAUAUUUUUGACUUAAAUCUAAUAAAUUUAUAACUUCCAUUAAAAAGAGAUGUUUACAUUUUGUAGAUUUACAAUUUUUUUUUGCAAUUUUACAAUAUUUUUCUUGCAAAUUUAAAACUCAAAUCCCUUAAAUUUUUCAAUUUUACUCCAAUAAAGACAUUAAAAUCUAUUAUUUUAGUUCAAUUUUGUCUGUUAAUCUAAUAUUUCAUUAAACUCUUCGACGUGGCCUUAAUCUGCUGUUGUAGAAAGAAGUUAAAAAUCAGUGUUUGUCACUUUUUUGUCAGUUUUCAAGUCUUUUAUUUGCUGCGUUUCUUUGACUUUUAAAACACUAAAAUAAUUUUUAAUAUUCUUAAAUACGUCUGAUGGGAAAGUUCUCGAUCUUCUUCCCUGACAUCCUCAGAUUUUGCCGCUCAGCUCUGUAGUAAAUAUUCAAACUGGACCUUUGAGUUUUGGGCGAACCAAACGUUGAAGCCUUAUCUUCUUGUCGAGCAGAAACAUCGUCCGACAUGUUGAAUAUUCAUGAUCUAAACCUCGAUUGUCGGAGUUGUGUUCGGGACGCGUCGGUCUGAAUCCGCUCACACAAACAGAAAGAAAGAAAGACUAUCGCUGUAACGCUAGCCUCCUUAUCAGCACCGUUCUGGUUACUGGAGCGUGAGAACGACCCCUCCAUCCCUCCAGGAUCACCUGUUUUUUUUUUUAACUCCUCCUCAUCCUCUCGUCUUCAUCUCUCCAUAUUUCUGAAUAUUUUCUCUCUCUCAUUUCGAUCUCGCUCCACUUCCUUUCUCUCUCUCUCCCAUGCCAGGACCAUUUCAGGUAAUCAGCCUCUUCGCUCCCCCUCCUAUUAUCCGUUAUCCCCGAGGCACAUACCUUCGCUCUCUCUCACGAACACACACACACACACACACACACACACACACACACACACACACAGAUAAACACAGUCGAAGCCGCUUGUUUUCCUGUAAAUCAGCCUCCAGUUUUCUCUCUGGAUCCUCGGUAGACGUGGAGAGGAAGAGGGACGUUUUUUUUUUUGGGUGUGGGGGGUCGGGUUUCUUUGGCUGCCCAGGGCCCGGGGACAGUGAGGGGUCGGUUGGGUCUAAUCUGGGCUCUGAUCCCCUCUCCUCUCCCUGGGGACCCCAGCACUAACCUCAUGUAAUGACCCCUGAUUAGGAAGGCAGCCUCCAACACAAGCACAAAGAGGGGCUUUCUGUGGGGGCCCAACACACACACACACACACACACACACACACACCUGAACAUUCCUCUGCUCUCAGCCCAAACAGACUCUGGAUAUAUAGACACCGAUCACACCGGAAAACUCUGGUUACAGUCGCAGGUUUGAGUUCUGAGUCGGUCGACGACUCAACAUCGUUGAGUUUGAUCGAUCAGGUUUAAACUUUAGGGCGGUAAGAGACCUGAGUCUGUCAGUUUUAGUCCAUCGUCGUUUUUCAAACCCCCAAUUUCCAUCGCAUCCGGAACGGCUACGAAAAGACCGUAUCCGCCGAUCGUAACCAUUCAAGUUAACGUGUCAAUUUCCAUCGACUUCUUUCCGUUCCGCUGCAGAUCGCCGGAUUCCGCAGCUGAUCGCAAGAGUUCUAUUUUUUCCAGACGCCGGAGCAUGCCGUAAAAAUUCAGCACAGAUUAACCCGUGCUGAAAGGAAGUCGGGCACAGACACAAAAUAAAACAACCGGCUUCCGUUCAAACAGGCGGAGACGAACAAGUGAAAGGUUUUUAGACGUCAUUUCACCCCGAUGACACCAUGGAUGAGGAGAUGCUGAUUCUAGAAGUCUAGAAGUAGAUUUCCUCCUCUGGAAGGACACAAUCUACUGCUUGUAUGUCUAUGUGGCUAAGAGACAACUUAUUAUCGGGGCGACUUCACGUGAAUCUGUGGGUUUUCAUGAGUUCUCACGAUUCCUGCUGUCUGAAAUCCGCUACGACAAACGGACCUGGUAGGAAUUGCCGUUCCGGAUGCGGUAAAAAUUGGGGGUUCGAUCACAGAAGUUUUUAGUCCUGGUGAUGUGGUUCAUCGAGGCCUGACCAGCGAACGAUCCUGCAGAGGGAUCAGAAUCGAAGAGGCAGAAACCUCGAGCACAACCAGACCUGAGGUAUUUAGGUUCCUGUCUUAUUGUUGCGUUUUUAAGAUCUGGAUUCCGGUGAUAUACGUCACGCACAGAAACCGUCCGGUGCGCUCUAGUGCUUAAAUUCGUAGUUGCAAGAACCGAGUCUGAAAGAGGUCAACUUUAGGAUGCUUGACAACGCAACGCCUUCCCUUCCUCGCCAUUUCCCCCCCAAAUUUCCCAGAAAUCAAUCACGCCAAACGAACCUCAUGGUCUCUACCGAAGGAGGUGGAAGAUCUUGAAAGAGGGCAACGGUACGCCCCAGUAAAGGCGCUCCUCCAAAAUUAGGGGCAGGUGCAGAAAAAGUCGUUAGUGGACACAGGCCCUAAAGGGGGACACGUUUAUUGAUCAGAGUCAUGACUUGAGGAGCAGGGCGGGGUUAGGGUCAGGUCUGGGUCAGGUCUGGGUGUGUGUUCUUGUGCAGGUGUUGGUGUUUGUCAGCUCCACACAGACAGAAGAGAAAGAAAGACAGAGCGACUGGCUCACCGUCUGACCCACUGGACCAGAACCACUCCUCCUCAUCGUGUCUGUGUGUGAGUGUGUGUGAGUGUGUGUGUGUGUGAGUGUGUGUGUGAGUGUGUGUCAGCCCUCCUUGUGGUUUCGGUACGGAAAAACAAUCUUCACACAGUACAUUAGCCUUUGGUGGAUCAGCAGAGCAGCCAGUUUCCAUCUAACCCCGUGUUAAGCUAAGAAAUAACUCUCUGAAGAGCCGCGGCGGCGGUGGCGGUGGUGGACUGGUUUUCCACUACGGGACGGUCAGGGCCAAACGGGGCCACAUCGUCCUGGUCCGAAAACAACUCCUCUGCUCGGACAGAUUCACUCGAUCACCGUCAGGACCACAGCAGAAUUCUCCCCGGAGGUGACGGCUGACAGUCUGAAACUCAAAGACGAAUGUUGGAACGACUGAAAACGACUCAAGAGACGAUCUUUAGGGGUUAAAGUUCCUUCAAGGAGCAAAUUCUGUAAAUUUAACCUUUUUGUUUUUACUUUUUUGACCCCGAAAGUUUAAAUGUGAUUGAUUACAAAUUUCACGACUCGAGUCAAAAAACGUUGAUAAAAAAUUACGAUUCCAAGAGGAAAUAUCGGCCGAUAUAUCGUUUUAGACUUCGUACAGAUCGACCUGAACUCGUGAUCCUACUAUUCUCGUAAGCUGACAACUUGCGAAAUUUUCAUAAUAUAUCUACGAUUUUAAUCUUUGUUUUUUACAACUUACAUCGCCACAUUAUGUCUGAUUACGGCUUUAAUCUUAGAAAUCUUCAACUUUCAUUUUGUAUUUGCAACUUAAAUCUCGUAAAUUUACAAUUUUGUCGCAUAUUUAAGAUUUAAAAAUGAAGAAUUCACAACUUUUCUUGUAUAUUGAGACUCAAACCCUGUUAAACAAGUUUUACAAAAUAUUUUUGACUUUAAUCUACUAAAAUUAAAACUUUGAUUAAAUAGUUAUGACUUUGACAACUUUGAUCUUAUAAAUUGACGACUUUUAUCACAGAUUAACAUUAAUUUUCUUGUGAAUUUACGACUGGAAUCCCUUAAAUUUGCAAAUAAGGGACUAAAGUUCUUCCAAGGAGCAAAUUCAGCAAUUUAACCUUUUCUUUUUUACUGUUACAACCCCAGGAGUUUACAAAUAUAUCUAAUCUUUUCAACGUCUCUCCAUAUUUAACAAAACGCCUGAUUUUCAACAAGAGUGUCGACAAAUCCAGCUCUGAAAAUCCAAGAUACUGAUCGUCUGAAGUUUGCAAAAGAGCAGAAACAUCAGAGAUAAAGGUUUAAUGUAUUUGGAGCUGCAUGGACGAGACUUAAAACCCGUUAUUUGACACGAAAAUUGAACAAGAAAUCACAGGUUUUCAGAAAUGCAGCUCAGUCGUUGUUCCGUGGACGAUUUGGACGUAACUGUCUGAGUUUGCACCAAAUCUUGCAAAGACUGCGUCAAAUUUUCAGACGUAUUUUGCACGGACAGCUUAGAAACCACAUUUGCUCACUUUUUGCACGUUCUGGUAACAACAGAAGAGCGUGUAGUCGACCUUUUCUGCUCACAGUAAGCAGAAGACCUCAUUAAGGCGUCCGUCCUCACCUCAGAGCCGCGGUCUGAACCGUCAGAAACACUCAGUAUCCACGCUGUAGUAAACACGGCGAGACCUGCGGUGGAAAAGCGUCCCUCUGAAUCCAAGUGAAGAGCACACUCGGGCAAACACACGCUCUGUUGACAGUGGCAGCUCUCGGACAUCCAUUUUUUUCACCUCUUCUCUCAGUUCCAACAUUUUCCUCUUUAUUUGUUUUUCUUUUUUUUUCCUCCUGAACCAAAAAACUUCUAAACCCUAAAUUUAGAGAAUAAAGAAACACGGACAGGAAUAACAGAGAGACGGACGCACAGAUUUACAGACUGUGGAAUCAGUGUGUGUGUGUGUGUGUGUGUGUGUGUGUGUCUCUUUCCUGUGAUUCAGGUCAUGGCCAGUAGAGGGCACUGCCAAUUCUAGCUGAGCUGGAGCCGAGAGUGUCUGUAACCUCUGUGCUUCUCCAGGUUUCCUCUCUCUGUUUGAGGUCAAACUCUCAGAUUAGAUCAGAUUAAAAGGAGCUGGAGUUUGAUAAUUACAUCAAGAUUAAAUCACUGCAGGAGUCCUCCAAUCAAAAUAAAGACAAAUAAACUCAGAAGUUUUCAUUUUCCUGAAUCUCCUCCUUAAUAUUUUUAUUUUUCAGACUUUUAUUAAAGUUUUUAACUUUAUGAAGCUGCAGCUGGUUGAUUUAAGUUUUUUAAACCGCCUAAAAAUAAUUCAAAAUCACAUUUUUUAUCCAAUAUUAGAAAACUACAAAUAUAUAAAGUUAAUAUUUGAAUAAAACCAACAAACUUUACAUUAUAUCUGUCGUUUGGAUGACCUCUGAGACGAUUACUGCAGAUUUAUAAAAGCAUCAGCUGCAGCAGGUUCAUUUACAGAUGUUUCUGAUAAAUUAUGUAACUUUAUCUCUACGGGAAAAACACGAAUAUCAGCCGUGCCUCUGUUUAUUAGAUACUAUUAAAAGGUGAAUAAAUACAUAAUUGAUUCUCCUCUUUAUAAAGAGAAUAAUUUUAAUUUUCAUUAACGGACAUUUCACUCUCUCUGUUUAUGAAAAACAAACAAAAAAAGCAUACAACACCACUACAUUUUUAGAAAAGUUUUUAUUUACACUAACCCGUGUAUAUAUGCCGUAAAGAGCAUGCCAAACCUGUAGGUGGCAGUGUAGCAAGAAGCUCAAGCCCACGCUAGCCACAACAACAACAAUAACAUCACUUCCUUCUUUUGGAAAAGAUGCAAAUGCAAAUAUUACGGGAUUGCACCAGGAUAAAUGCGACUGUUAUUCUGCAUGGAUCCAUAGAUCGUAAACUAUGUCGUAUUUAACCCAGUUUCCGGCGCGCAAUCGGCUGUCGGCUAAACCCAAAUCUCAGCAUUUCUCCGUUUACAUGCAAACAGAGUUUUUCAAAACCUCCACUCUGGCCAAAGUUUUUAGAAAGCAUCAUUUUCAGAGGUGAAUUCUCCGUUUGUGUCUAAAUGAAGGGAUGAAAACGAUGGUUAACGUUGUCGUCCUCAUCGUCGUUUUCUCCCGCUAUCCGGCUUCAGGAGGGAAGCCCAGACGGCCCUCACCUCAGCCACUUCCACCAGCUCCUCCGGGGGGAUUCUCAGGCGCCCCCAGACCAGGCGAGAGAUAUAAUCCCUCCACCUGGUCCUGGGCCGGACACGAGGCGUCCAGAAGGCGUCCUAACCAGAAGCCUGAGCCACCUCAGCUGACUCCUCUGGACGUGGAGGAGCAGUGGUUCUACUCUGAGCGCCUCCCGAGUGUCCAAGGAAACACGUUUUGGCCGCAAUCUUGUUCUUUCAGUCAUUACCGAAAGUUCAUGACCACCGACUGAUCGGCUAAGCAUCCGCAUCACUGCUGACGCCGCUCCGAUUCCGCCUGUCGAUCUCUUGCUCCCGUUAAUGUCUCCUUUUUUUGCUGCGUGUUUAUACCGGUAUAUGACCGUGCUUCUGUAUUGAUAAAGUUAACGGAGGCUAGAAUUAGAAAAAGUGAAACUGAUGCUGAUAAAUAAACAUUUAUUUAAGCUAUAAAACAGCGAGAAAAAUUGGCGCAUGUUUGCAGCAGCAAUCCAGAAGAAGCUACGGCAUGAUGGAGCUCAGGGACGAUGUUUCAGAGAGGGAGCACAUUUUUGCAAUGCACCCAAAGAUUGACACAUCGUGCACGGACUGAAACAUGUCUGUUUGAGUGACUCCUUAACUGGAUUACAGAUCGGAAAAAUGCGAACUCUGUGUGCAAAGAUGUUAAGGAAUCCUGUUUCCCACUGGUGAACAAAGUUUGCAUUAUGUCGACGUAUGCGCACACGGAUGACUGAUUAAUAACCACUCGGUUUGGCGUGCUUAUCAGCGCGUUUGAACAAUUUUUGCAUCAAACCUAAAGAAAAAAAAACUUCUUUUGCAAAAAUUCGUACAAUAAUGUGACGAUUUUAACGUUAGAGUCAGUGAUGAUGGAAGAGAGACUGAGAGAAAAGAGGGAAUCAAACCGUAUUUUAAACGGAGGUUGGAUGGAGGGGCAGGGAGAGACGGGAAGAGGUGGGAGAGAGAGAGAGAGAGAGAGAGAGAGAGAGAGAGAGAGGGAGGAGGGCCGAGAGAAGAAUAAAGGAGUCUUUACAUGUCUGUGGAACCAGCAGCUCGCAGCACUUUCACAUAAUUUAAGACAUAUGGACGUUAUUAGGACGACCGUGUCUGUGUGUGUGUGUGUGUGUGUGUGUGUGUGUGUGUGUGUGUGUCUUAAGCCUGUGUCUUUGCGCUGCGGGCUACAGAAGACAGUCACGUUUUUGUGGUGCAGAGAAAUGACUGUUGAACUGAACAAUCCCCCUCUCCACACACACACACACACACACACACACACACACACACACACACACCCCGUCCUGCGUAGAACUUGGUAUGUCCCAGAGUGACACUGCAUAAAAAACUGCGUUUGAUUGACAGCCGUGCGGCGGCGGCGAGGGAGAGGGAGAUACUCGGCGUGUGUUUGUCUGACCUGUAGUUACCUCCAGACGGACUGACUCACUGGUCCUACAGUAGCUCCACUCUGCUGCUCCAGAUCCGUCUCUGAAGGUGUGUGUGUGUCAGUGUGUGUGUGAGUGUGAGUGUGUGUCUGAGAUUGAUCAAUUACGCCUAAUCCAGCACAGACAGGUUAAAUAGGUCGAUUUGAGACCUUACACAACCAUCUUUGGCUCAGUCAAAUUGGACCAGAUCACCUUUAAGUCCCUUUAAACCUUUUUUUGUUCAUUUCUGAGGUCUCUCUCUCUCUCUCUCUCUCUCUGAAGAUGUUUGCGAUGACUCCAGCAGAUGUUUGUCCAGAACCCUAGACAUGGUUAGGUAAAGAUAAAACAUGAUGCAGGUCCGUCAGUGCGUUCCCACUCUUCAUGCACCGAUUCCUCAUCGUGUUUGUUGCUCCUGAUGUCAUUGCGCAAUUUUGCGUUUCGGUCUUCAUGUGGUUUGGACUUAUCAGGGACGUCUCGCCGUGGAAAUCCUUCAUAAAACAGUCAUGUCGUGAUUUGUAAAGGUACAUCAUGAUCCUAAAAAAAGGCAUCAUGACUUCUUAAAGGUGGGGUAGUCCGGAUCUGAGGAAGCGCCAGUUUUUAGGAGAAAUCUUGAAUGUAAACUCUACCCCUCCAGCAAGCCCCGCCCACAAACAGACGCUCCUGCUCGCUCGUGUCGUUCCAAUUAAAUUCAGAUAUAAAUACAAAUGGGGCCCAGUCAAGGUGAAAGUCAGAAGCAUUGGUGCUACUGUAGAUGCCAACAGACUACCAGCAAACACAAUUAGGGUUGGGCAUCGAGUCUCGAGCAUCGAUGGGGACCGGGACUAACAUUCCGAUUCUCCCGGAAUUGUUCAAAUUCUAAAAUCUCGAUUCCAAGUUUCAAUCCCAGUAGAAAUAGCCGCCGAACACUACAAUGGAGAACCAUUAGGAACCGGAAUUGAAACAAGGAAUUGGAAUCGGGACCAGAAUCUUCUACAACUAGGAUAAAGUGACAUAGUCCAGGACCCGAGGUCAACAGUUUAGCGAUGGCGCUACAACACGCUACAGCAGGUCCGUUUGACAAGAAACACUUCUGUUACAGACACUUGUCUUACUUUGUUAAAGCGGUUUACCUGUCCAGCAGAAAGGUUACAGGGUCACCAAGAUCCCCAAGCGUCCCCCAUCGUUUAUGUUGACCCGGCUUUUUAGCUCUUGUCCGGUCUACCUCCGUUUUAAGCGCCCGUUAUUCCUCCAGAGUCUCCGGUAUUUACUUUGUUUUCUUGCUUGUGUCGGCAGUCGUGGCCAAAGGAGGAUUCAGACAAUUUUCCGAACUUUCUGGUUGGUUUCUACUGUCCGAUAUUGUAGCACGCUAACUUUGUUUGGGCUCCUGAACGACACGGGGGAGCAGCGUCUGCCUCACAACCAAUCAGGUCAGGGAGGCGGAGAACGACUUUGUUGACAGUUGACUACACAGACGUAAGAGAACACAAAUAUCAUCAAUAACAAAUACUGACGACAUUUGAUCUUCACGGAAUCUUGCCUAACCCACCUUUGACCUCUCCAGGCUAACUCUGCCUCCUCCGCCUUGUUACCUCAGAGGCGUCCACGACGGCCUCGCGUUCCUCCUCAGACUGCUCUGAGGUCAGACGGCGUGUGUAAUCCCCGGUGGUCAGGGUUGGAAAGCAGGUCAUGUAAACUGAUCUGUAACCAGUAACCCCGGGUGGGGCAGCGGAGGAAAUGUAACGUCUUGCAGCGCUCUGUGAUCUGCACACACACACAGAUACACACACAGAGCUUAAUAUACUGUACACACACUCACCCUUACAGCGCACACGUCCGUGCACACGGCGCUGAGCUCAGUGGACUAUUGUUCAUUCAUUCUGAGCGGCGGAGGGAGGGAAAGAUGGCAACAGACGGGGAAGAAAAGGAGAGGAAAAAUGGAGCGGAGGGUAAAAUAAGAGCGAGGGUGCCCAACUGUUGGUUUGGUGGCUGAAACAUGGACCUCAGGAACCACAUCUACCCUCGCUGGCCGCGUCUCAAAGCCCGCUAGAAGCUCCUUUAGUCCCUCUCAGACUCCAUUAUGUCUCAGUGGAAAGAAGCAGGAACAGAGUGUCUUCAUAACCGUGUUGCUUCAGCGCGUUAACAUGUGGAAAAUAUAUCCUGAAUACACAAUAAAGCCUUUUUGGAGCGACAGAAGCUCCAGAGCACACUUAAGUGUACCCAUACAGCGUUUCCAAAAGGGUUCGUCUGGACAUAUACUGGACUCAGUGGAUCCAGGAGCCGGGGGCAUGUGGGUUUCUUUUCCAACGUUUCUAAGAGUCGACAUGGUUUUCAGCACAGUUGAGUUUAUCUGCAUGGUUAUAAAGAGUAGGAAUUAGAUCAUAAAAGGAAGCCACAAUGAUACUAUAAAUCAAGACCGCAAACAAGCUGCAAUUAUUAGUUUGUGCAAGUCGGGGAGGAAAGAAAAAAGCUCAUAAAAUGCAGAAAAACACUUUAAAAUAAGCAAAAAGUAAAAAGAGGAGAAAACAGAAAAAAAUGAUAUUUGUGCCAAAGAUCGGCACACAUCUUAAAAAAACUGUAACGCUCUGGAUGAACCGAGGAGCGAGGGCUGAUCACCCAAAGUUAAGAUGUUUUAGUCUCAAAUACAAACCAUGUGGAGGAGGCGUGGCCUACGAUAACUUCAAAAUAAAAGCUUAUUAAUAACUUCUGCAACUAAGAAGAUCUAAGAUGUUCGUAAAUUAUAACAUGUACUGUUCACAUUUUCUUAGUGUUUCCAGUUACAGUCUAAGGAAACCAUCAUGCACCUAAUUUCAAAAUAAAAGCUAGUUAUAACGUCUGCGACACCUAAUUCUAAGAUGUUCGAUGACCAUCUUUCUUAAAAUAAACGUAAAUUACAACAUGUACUGUUCACACUUUCUUACUGUUUCCAGUUACAGUCUAAGGAAACCAUCAUGCACCUAAUUUCAAAAUAAAAGCAUGUUUUUUGUUUUUUUUACAAUGCGGAUGAUCGAACAAAACUAAACUUGGUUGAAAUGUCAAAAUAAAAGCAUCACAAAAAACCUUUCUUUAAAAGAGUUUCUGUCAUAGGGAUGACGACCUCGUAGAAAUAAACGAUAAGUUUUUAACGUCUUCUUUCAACAAAAUUUGGUCACUGAAAAAAAAACAUACUUGGAAGAAACAAAUUUGUAGUAAAAUGAAGUAAAAUCUGAAAAUUCCCAUUUUUACAGCAGAAACGACAAACUCAUAACUGUUUGCAUAAUUUCAAAAUAAAAGCAUGUUUUUAAAUACGAGACAGUAGGAAGAAGCGUCAAAAUCACAAUAAAGUAAAACAAGAAUAACAAAGUUUGAAGGGUUAGAAAACUUCCCCUCAAACUGGGAUAUUCGUCAUUUUCUUUUUCUUCUUCUUCUUCUUGGACCUCUUGACCAAGUUUGAACCGUUCUGCGGAAAGCUCAAGAGGUUAAACACAGCAGACUGAUAUUUAUUUAAAUAAAGUUAAGUGUCGGUGACCGAUUCCGACGAAUAUAAAAGCCUUAUUCUUGUCGAGUCCGCUCACGUUUCUAAAUCACAGUUUUAGGGCCGUUUUAGAGGUUAAAUCAGAUGGAAUGUUAUUUGUCCAAACAACACUGACGACUUUCGACUGAUUCAUACAAAGAAAUACUACGAGCAGCCAGGAAAGACUUCACCCCCUCCUCCUCCUCCUCGUUCUCCUCCUCCUCCUCCUGCUCUCUUUCGCUCUUUCUGUCUGUCAUUCCAGUUCUGCUGACUAUGGGGAAAAACCUCCACAAUGUAUAAGUCUCUGUAAAGGGGGACGGAGGGGGAGAAAGAGAGAGAGAGAGAGGGUUUAGGGGUGAAUAAGGACUGGACAUCGCCGAAAAAGGAGUGGGGAAUAAACAGUGAAUGGAAAGUCUUGUGGAGGUAUAAUUCAUUAGAGAGAAAAGGGGAUUAAUGGAUCGUCGAGGUUGUAGAGAAGUGACAGGAGAGAGAAGAAAGGUUAAUAUGAGGAAAUUUGUGCAAGGAUCGACUCUGGAAAAUGUCAAGUGAGUCACAUGCACGUCCGCGAGCCAGUUUUAUAGUACAGUAACAGCGUCUAUAGGAGUAACAACAUAGUGUUUGAGAGGUGGAUGUGUCGACUUAUUAAGUUGUGCGGCUUUUGUUCGGGUUACGACGACUGUAUCUGUCGACGGGCCAACUCCGAGAAUUUACGAGCGUUUAAUGAAAACUUUGCUUGAUCUUAUCAGCCCCGAACAGAAAGGUGCGGUCCCGCUCUGCAUUUUAACUAACGUGCCUCUCUCUUGUGUCUUCGUAGGUGUUUGCCAAAGUGUUCAGCCACGAGGCCCUGGAGUCCUACCUCCCGAAGAUCCAGCAGGUCAUCCAGGAAAGCCUCCGGGUGUGGAGCUCCAACCCUGAGCCCAUCAACGUCUACAGGUACAGCAGGGGUCAAUGAACGGAGGUGGUAGGGUGGCGGAUGGAUGUAGAGGUAGAAAAACACCAAACUUUUGAGAAAGAAGGGUGGACAAAUCAGAGCAUCAUCAGCGUACGUAGAGAGUCGUUCAGUUACCAGACAUCAUCGAUUGUUUUGGUUUGUUUUUCCGCAGGGAGAGCCAAAGGUUGUCCUUCACAAUGGCGGUGAGGGUGUUGCUGGGUUUCAGGGUGUCAGAGGAGGAGAUGAGGAACCUGUUCUCAACCUUCCAGGACUUCGUCGACAACCUGUUCAGCCUGCCUAUCGACCUGCCGUUCAGCGGCUACAGGAAGGUACUUCCAACUCUCUCCUUGAGUCACCUCUUGUCUCCUGAAGCUAAGACAUACUGUCAGGUGAUUUAUCUUGUUUCUUUAAGUGCCAAUUUCCGUUUCUCUGUGUUUGCAGGGUAUCCGUGCUCGAGACUCCUUACAGAAAAGUAUAGAAAAAGCCAUCAGAGAGAAGCCGCUGUGUUCCCAGGGGAAGGAUUACAGCGAUGCGCUGGACGUGCUGAUGGAGAGCGCCAAGGAGAACGGCACUGAGCUCACCAUGCAGGAACUGAAGGUAACACGCCAGUACACUCGGUAGUGUUUACAGUUAUAGCGCAGGUAUGCACCAACUCUGCUGGGGUUUCACUCCUGCGUACUCACAGUUGCACAUAAAGAAGAGAGUCGCUGUUUUUCGGAGUAAAGUCCUGCCAAAAGGAACCUGUCUUAUAUGACUGAACACACAUCUAUAAACCAACAAAUAUCAUAAUUUGUACAACAAAUCCUCCUGUGAUCAUAGGCAAUGAAAGUGACUUUAUAUAUAUACACACAUCUUGAUGUAAAAUACGACUGCAGGGAUGCGAGGCCGGUGCCCAGAGGCCGACAGUAAGAGUAUAAGACACGCACACUCACGGACAGGCACACCCUCUAUUUACCUAUUAAAGUAACUCUGAGGAAUUCUGUGGAAACUCAACUCUCUCUCUGCGUCUCUCUCGCUCUCUGUGGUUUCUGGGUGAAGUCCAGGGCCAAAAAUAAGUCAACACUCCCCCUGCUAGGGGUCUGAAAGAGGCCUCCUGUACGCACACACUCACACACACUUAUAUAUAAAUACACACACAGAGUGAACUGGGGAGCCCCUGUCGCGGAGGCCCACGCCGAAGCCCUCUCCUGCAGCUUUCUGACGCACACAUAUAUCUCACACGGACACGGGGUGAGGCUGAGAUCUGUUUUGACACGGAUGAUGGUAGAUGAGAGGUCGGUAAUGAGUGUCGUGCUGCCCAGCCACAGUGUUAUUUAUUCCACUAGCUUAAUAAUGGGCCGGCUACGGCGUGCUAAAUGUUGUUAUUGGAUUUGAACUUUCCGAAAGUGCUACUUUUAGGAAAGAAAAACAUCACACUUUUAUUAUGUCUUGGCUUUUGACAUUUGUUUUGGCCGUGCCGUUACGAAACAAAUGGCAAGCGUGAGGUGUGAGAUGGUGGAUUCGUGCCCAAAGUGAGGUUGAAGGCGCGGGGUUGGGUUCGCUCACAAGUAUCCUACAUAAUCGCAGACAAAAACAUUUCACAUAACAGACGACUCCACAACAUGUGAGGUUAGAAAAACCUACUUUACUCAUCCUUAACUGUGUUUUUGUUUUGCUACCAACCCUGACGCAGUAAUAGCGACUACGGUAAGGCUUUUGGCCGAGAGCCUAGCUCAGUUUUAGCAUCCUGUGCUUCCAUCUUUAUCACCACUUUGUGGACCAUUUACUCAAGUGACAAGCAUUUAGCCCAUCAGAAGCUAAGGCGGAUCCAGUUGGCUCGUCCACAAAGUAAAGAUUAAUCAGUUUAAAUUACAGAUCAGAAAGGAUCGGUACUUGGAGGGAGUCUGGACUCAUGCUGGAAUUAUGCUUACUUAACUGAUCAAUGACUGGCUGUUCCCAAAUCUGGCUCAGAGGGGAUUGUAAUAGUGAGUGGUAGGUCGGCGAUGUUUGGACGCUUUGUAAUGGAAAGUCAGGAUUAAGUACAAAUACCCCCGAGAGGCUGGAAGAUAAAAUCUAAGAGUUUCAAGAUGAUAAAAAAAGAAAAUUAGGGUUCAUGUUUGAGUAUCGCUUAUCAUCCGGCCAACCGCUUAGUGGCCCAAGUGGGACCCAUAUGGAUUCCACUCUAGCCACUAAACGGUCUGGUUCAGUUUUGUGCAAUAUGAUAAGUAAUUAUUUGUUUUGGGUCAUGAUUUUACUUUGAAAAGCCCUCCAUGCUUUGACAUGCACACCAAAAAUCAAGCUGUUCCAAGGUCAGACAAAUGCCAUGGUACGGGGACAGUCUGCUGUGGUAGCUGAAAACAAUACCCUACUGGACAAAACCAGACCCUUUGGUGGAAAUCCUUGGGUGUACUGGCUUGACAGACCCAAAGUUGUUUUAAAAGUCCCGCUAUUAUACCAUUUACUUCUCAACCCUCCCUCAGGAGUCAACCAUCGAGUUGAUCUUUGCUUCCUUCGCCACUACGGCCAGCGCCAGCACCUCCCUGAUAAUGCAGCUCCUCCGCCACCCUCAAGUCUUGGAGCGUCUGAGGGAGGAGCUGAGAGCUCGGGGCCUCCUCCACAACGGCUGCCUUUGCCCGGAGGGAGAGCUGAGGCUGGACACCAUCGUGAGCCUGAAGUACCUGGACUGUGUCAUCAAGGAGGUGCUGAGGCUCUUUACACCCGUCUCAGGGGCCUACAGGACCGCAAUGCAGACCUUUGAACUUGAUGUGAGUAUUACAGUCAGUUUUCUUUCUUUGGAAACUUUUGUAGGACAACUUUCUCAGCAUCGUCACCUUCUUGUUGAAGAGAUAGUUCUCAUUUGCUGCAUCUCUGUGUCUUUGUGCCUCCAGGGGGUCCAGGUUCCAAAGGGCUGGAGCGUGAUGUACAGCAUCAGGGACACCCACGACACCUCGGCUGUCUUCAAAGACGUGGAUGCCUUCGACCCUGAUCGCUUCAGUCAGGAGCGAGGAGAAGACAAAGAAGGACGCUUCCACUACCUUCCAUUCGGUGGCGGCGUCCGGUCCUGUCUGGGCAAGCAGCUCGCCACUCUAUUCCUCCGCAUCCUCGCCAUCGAGCUGGCCAGCACCAGCCGCUUUGAGCUCGCGAGCCGGCAGUUCCCCCGUGUGAUCACGGUACCGGUGGUGCACCCCGUUGACGGGCUGAAGGUCAAGUUCUACGGCUUGGACUCCAACCAGAACGAGAUCAUGGCGAAGUCAGAAGAGCUGCUCGGAGCGACGGUUUGAAGGGCAGAGAGUUUGACAAGAAAAGGGGGGAGAGGUGGGUUAGCAAAGAAGUCUGAGGGGGAAGAUUGAAGGAAGGAAAGAAAGAAUUUCAGUUAUUUUUUCUCUUCCACAUUUGCUCUGCUAAGUUGGGGGUUCCUUUUAGGACUAAAAGAAAAAGCAGAGGUCCUCAUCUCUCGGGACAUACCUCUGAGAAAGGAAGAUGCUGCCAAAAAGUUCUUAAAUAUGCUCUAUUCUUUGUGUUUUUUGAGAAGUAUACAAACAAAAUCUAUUUACAAAAAAGCUAUGUAAUAUAAUUUGAAGUAGGACGUGGGUAGUGCACAAUGGUAGUAAGGGAAGUACGGUGGUACUCGUGGUGAAAAUAGACAAGUGAAAGGUAGGAUGCUCGUGGAAGGAAGGAAGGACAGAUGGAUGAAACAGGGUAUAGGAUGAGAUGAGAAAAUUAUAUUUUAGCGUUUUGCUAGCUCUUAAUCAAAUGCAGUGAAUCAUAGCAGUUGUCUAGCAGGGUAAAAGUGAUGGAUACAUAGACUGAAUGUUUUAUAUGUUCUGGCGAUUUUAACGCCUGAUGAUUUCGCGGUGCCACCCAGAUUCAACCGAUUACCUGAAAGAUUUGAAUGCAAGACUUUGGUUCCUCAAGGUCCACGAAGAGUCAAACGGCACCAGUAAAACUUUUCCAAAUCAACCAUAUCAUGAUGCAGGAAACUCUUUGACUGGCUUCAGUUUAGUACCAGCACUAAUAAGGGUCAGGGAUCGAGGCCUAGAAAUGAGGGAUGUAGUUCUGCUGGAGAUGCUAACACACGCCAGUUUAAAACCAUGUUUUAACCCCCUUUGUCUGCUGUUGCCUCGACAUAUUCCGACUCUUAAUUUGUCCUCGCUUGUUUCCUCAAGUAGAAUAAGCUAAUAUGAUCAACAAUAGAAGAUAAAACAAGCGCUUGAGGAAGUCCAAACCAGAGUUUCUGGUUAAUUCCAAACUGGUCCUGACUUGGAAAACCAACAGACAGUAAAUACUGGUGUACCGUUUGAUUCCACAGCAAGCAUGUGUGUCUGCAGAAAUGGUUUCAGGGGGUAAAGAGUGGGGCGUGGCACACAUGCUUACCGUGGAGUCAAGAGGUACUCGAUUCUAUUGUCUUAGCUCGCCCGUUGACCUUGUAAUGUAACCCAUAGUAACCUUGCUGGUAUGUGAACUCAGGUGAAGAUUAGGCGUUGUGGUUGACAAUGAUUUAGCGUUUUAACUCGGACUGGCUGCACAUAAAUACCCUCACUUACUCACUGUAAAGGUUUCUGAGCUAGACCAAGCGGUCCACAAAGAGAUUUCAGGGGUUUCCGAUCUGCAGCUUUUUUGUACCCACCCAAGGAAGCUAUUUCCGAGGUGCAACCUCAUACAACAAUUGGCGUCACGCAUGAGGAGAGUAACUAAAACCCUCUGAGCAUUUGUUUUGAUGCAUAAACUUCACUUUCAAGUUGCGUUGAGAUUGAACUCUUUUGGACAGCGACCCGCCGCGGAAACGCAACGAAGCGGUGCGACUUCCUGAUCUGGAGGGGGGGGAGGGGAAAGGAACGAGGGACAGAGUGGAGCUGGGGAGGAGAAAACCUUCAUACAUGCUGCUUGAAUGUCGCUUUGUCAUACUGUGUUUGUUUGUUUGUUUGUUUGUUUGUGUGCUGUUUUUUGAUUUCCCAUCUCUGUGGGGCAGCCGUCUGGAGCUCUGUGGAGAAAGUGACAUUCUGUCUUGCUGCUCCUCCAAUCAACGCUAAAAAUGCAAAACAAAACAAAUUCCAUGGUUAAGCAACUUUAUUAGCUGAAAGAGAUUUAUUGUUUGAGGUGAUUGCACAAUCAGGACUCUCAGAGCUUUGUGUGUCCCAGAGUCGGACGGAGUUCUUUCGUCGUGUUCUCGUUCAUGGAAAAGCUUCUGCUGCAGAACUCUGGGACUUAUUCGCAGAACUAACUGGACGCUCGAUCGAAGCCCUGAUAACCCGAGUUCGAGAGGAAUGGACCAAUGAGAUUUCAGGGGAGGGCAGGAUCACUCUCAGAGGGCUCUUCUUAUUGGACGAUCCUGUUGUCAUGGAUUCUGCCUGUGCUCGACUUUGUUCACUCUUUUAACAACCACACCACUGAUUUCUUCCUCUGAAAAAAAAAACCUUAAAAAUAGAAUUUUUUGCUGCUUUUCUUGUGUACAUUUUCUAUUUGAGAAUUAUAGAUUGCAAUAGUUUGUAUCGAGUGAGAUUUUCCAUUUCUUCCCUUUUUUAUAUAUAUGAUUUAGCUGAUUAAAAUAUUUGCAUUUUGUGAAAGUAAAGAGCAUUAAUAGGUAACAGUGUAUAUUAAUUUGUACAAUAUUUCUUUCCUUAGCAAGCCAUGGGGAAAAUCAGCUAUUUACAUCUACUAAUAACCUAAUAUUAAUGUUAUUGUACGAUUAAUAUUGUUGUUAUAAGAUAUUUGAAAUGAUAUUUUUUAUUCUAUUACAGAUAUAGAGUUUUUAGGCUAAAUGAGAAGGUCUUUGGUAAAUAUUGGAUGUAUUUAGAAUGUUAUGUAUUUCAGUUAUAUUGUAAACAGUGUUUAAAAUGUUAAUAUUGUUGAUUUGGUUACUGUAAUAAUUAUUUUUGUUUUGUUAUUCAGACUUAUUAUCACUGCAUUUUAUUUGAUAUUAAUUAUGGAAAAACAGAAAGCACUUGCGAGGUAUGUCUAUUUUUUAAGUGCCAUGCGACUACACUUCCUGUUCCUCUCACCUGUCGGUUUCUCUGAAUUUGUCUCAUGUCAUUAUGUACAUAAUAUUUGUAUUUUUCUUUAUACAGGAAAAAAAUGUUCAUUUAGUUUAGGUAUAAAUGUCUCGUCCUCCUUUUCUUUCCUUCCUUUUUUGUUACCGUGACUGUUUAUGUACUCCUGUAAUAAACGAUAAAGAAAAAUGAA
Messenger RNA from Xyrichtys novacula (pearly razorfish), 38885 nucleotides. The record is from the annotation of a GenBank genome assembly. NCBI's taxonomy places the organism in Eukaryota, Metazoa, Chordata, Actinopteri, Labriformes, Labridae.